CGCGAGAUUUGAGUCAUGUGGCGUCGUGACGUUUCAGCGCAGCGACCAAUCAGCUGCCAGGCGCAGAGCAGACUUCAGACUUGUUUCCGUGUUGUUUCUUCAGAUUCUCCGGCUGCUUUUUAUUUGUUCUGCCGAGGACUUCACUUCGCCCGGUCAGCAGCCACACAGCAGACUAUGCGGACAGACGGAGUGCUCACCCGGCAUGCCUUUGGAUGGACUGAUAACGGAAACUUCACCACUAUCUGCCCUAACGGUUCCAAAUGGGUUUGGGAAGGGCUUGGGGAAUGUGCCCAGGAUUCAAGGGAUAUGGCCAGCGUCUACCUGGGCCUCCUGUCCAUCCUCUGCUUCAUGAUGUCCUUACUGCCACAGUACUAUAGCUCGUGCAAAAAUGGGAAUAUGGACAAAGCCCUUUCAAUAUGGUUCCUGUUACUGUGGUUGGGAGGUGACUCCUGCAACCUGGUGGGCUCCUUCUUGGCGGACCAGCUGCCACUUCAGACAUACACAGCGAUUUAUUACGUUGUGGCUGAUUUACUGAUGCUGGGCAUGUACUUUUACUACAAACUGGGGAACAGAGUGGUUCAAAGGAGGGGAGUUGUGCACAUGGUGGGUGCAGCCUGUAUCCUGGGAUUUACUACAAACCUCAUCCACCUUGCCGGGCCAGCCGCUCAACAGGAAGUGAUUCCCUCUGAGUUCAGAAGUCGCACGUUGCUCUCCACCACUGACGUCCACCCAUUCAAGGCUUUCACCUUUAAAGAGAUUUUUGGUUUCUCUAUCGGCUCAGUGUCGUCAGUCCUGUACCUGUCUUCCAGAGUCCCACAGAUGUACACUAACUUCAAGAGGAAGUCGACAGAGGGAGUAUCUUACUUUCUGUUUGCCCUAGUCAUCUUGGGAAACAGCACGUAUGGCCUGAGUGUGCUAAUGAAGAAUCCUGAUCAGGGUCAAGGCGAGAAAAGCUACAUCAUCCAUCACCUGCCAUGGCUCAUUGGCAGCCUCGGCACCCUCUCUUUAGAUGUCAUCAUCUCCUUCCAGUUCAUAAUUUACCGCAAAGCAGCGAUGCAGGCGGACGGCAGCCAUGAUGAGACGGCGCCUCUGAUGGGGACCUAAACAUCAACCUCAACCAACAUGCUGCUGGUGCACUGGUGGGAGGAGAGCACUCGCUUUCAGUGAGCCGUCGUAAUCACAUCACAAGAACACAAAGUCAAAAUGAUCUUCAUUUUAUAGUUUUAUUUAUUCUGCUCUUUUAUUACAAUGUUAUCAUUGUGUUUUUAAAAGUUCAGCUGCAGUGAUGAGACUUACACUGCUCUCAAAGUGGCAGUCCCUCAACUUACACCUUUUAGUUUCUGGUGUUUUUAAGGGCAGCAAAACAAGUUAUUGUUGUUUGUGUGGAAUAUUUCAGGAAAUGUAAUGGUCAACUGAAGGUUUUAUGACCUUCUUUUGUUUUUAAAGAUGCAUUUUUGAACAACGGUACAGGCUAAACUCACUAUGGAACAUUUCCUGUAGCCAAUUCAAUCACUACAGAUGUCACAGUGACUGUUUAAUCAUUUUAACUUGAACUUGAUGUUCUUUUCAGGACGGUUGCUCACAUUCACUAAGUUCAUAAAAAUACUGUACUGAACAUCACUUUACCUCAUUCAGCAAAUACAUACAGAUGUGUAUUUUAUCGACCAUCUUUUGAGAUUUCCACUUUAGUAAUGAAUUUUAAAGGGACGGUUGAGGAUUUCAGGUGUCGGACAUGAGUUUAAACUCAUGUCCUCCUGAUUUUAGGUCACAGAAAACCAGUUUACACUUGGGUUUCUCUAAAAUCAUGACAUUCAUUCUGACAUUCUGACAUCCUUUUUAAAACACUUUGACACUUUCCCAAAAGGCAAAAAUAAACCUUUAUAAGAAGCCUGACCUUAUUAGGUCUGAUUUUAUUUACAGGGUUUCAUCUUUUUGUUUUUUGGACUGUCAGCAAUGUCUUAUUGGAAAAGAGCAGAUGUUCUGUAACUUUGUGAGAGAAAAAAAAAAGUGUAAAUACAUGUAAACCAAGUGCUACAAUCAAAGUAAGUAUUUUUUAGCAUUUGUAUUUUUUGUGAAUUUUAUUGCUCUUGUUAUUUGUUAUGAUACAAUUAAUUUUUUUCUUCCCCCCCAAUACACUCGACCAUUUUUUUUUUGCACUGUUGAUAAAAAGUUGUAUUACUUGACACAGACUUUCACAAGAUUGUUGAAUUUUCAAACUUUCAUUUUCACCAUUUUUGCACGUUUUGAAGCUCCAGCUUGUUUUUGUACUUGGGGGAAAUGUUAAAUAUGUUAGGUGGGUCAGUGUACUGUGAACAUUAAACAAAUGAAUAACUCUUUAA
This is a messenger RNA of Solea senegalensis (Senegalese sole), 2339 nucleotides long. RefSeq names its product solute carrier family 66 member 1 (gene slc66a1). The coding region runs from base 16 to 1104 and encodes 362 amino acids. The record is from RefSeq and is a predicted model, not a curated record. NCBI's taxonomy places the organism in Eukaryota, Metazoa, Chordata, Actinopteri, Pleuronectiformes, Soleidae. The transcript has 8 exons.